Molecule: messenger RNA, 2148 nt
Organism: Selaginella moellendorffii
Lineage: Eukaryota; Viridiplantae; Streptophyta; Lycopodiopsida; Selaginellales; Selaginellaceae
Product: protein NRT1/ PTR FAMILY 8.2
Exons: 6
Coding region: 1-2148 (715 amino acids)
Biological process (GO): oligopeptide transport; transmembrane transport
Cellular component (GO): plasma membrane
Molecular function (GO): transmembrane transporter activity
Source: RefSeq, a predicted model, not a curated record
AUGAGAGUGGCAGUGAUCUGCUCGAGCUUAUUGUACAUGGAGGUCACAACAAACAACAGAGUCAGGUCAUACAUGGAGGUCAUGGCAAACAACCAAGCCAGGAGGCAGGGCCUGUUUGCUGCCGGGAUGCUGGAGCACGCCAAGUGCACAAGUUGUGGAGCCGUCAACCUCUCCAUGGGCAUCAUCAGUUGUGAUGGUGGCAAAGAAAGAUGGGAGCAUGAGAUUGUUCUGGGCCCUUUAUGGAUGUUUGGCGCCACGCGUGACAUCUUAUUCGACCACAAAACUAGGCCAUUUUCGCUCUUUGCUGUCGCGCAUUUCCUCCCGCUUCCCUCUCUUCGAUCGACCACCAUGGCGAUGGAGAAUGGUGCCGCUCAAACGCCAACAGCAGACUUAAAAGCUCUGCCAGGAACAAAGAGGGACGAGCAAUGGCAAGGGACCAGUCCUGAGCACGGGAAUGCGAAGGCCACCGGCGAUUUCCCCGCGGAAGAAGUCAUGGUGGAUCAAAAGCCGAUCGCGAGCGACAUGGUGCCAGCUGAUCGUCGCCAUGGAAACAAAGGUUGUGGAGCCAUGGAUUUCCUGGCGUCGCUGGGGAUCAUGCUCAACAUGAUGGCUUACCUCCAGCACCGGCUCAAGCUCGACUUGGUGGACGCCGCAAACACCAUCACAAACUUCAUGGGGAUGUGCUCCUACACGCCACUGCUGGGUGCCUUCGUGGCGGACGCCAUGAUCGGGCGAUACGCAACAAUCUUGAUCGCCUCCACCAUCUAUGUCGCGGCCCUGUUCGUGAUGGUGAUCGAGGCCAAGCUCCCGUCCACCAAGCCUCCGCAUUGCAAGAAGCACGACUGCCUCGGCUACCUCUACGCCGCCUUCGUGCUCAUCGCCAUCGCCGCCGGGGGCGUGAGGCCAAAUGCGCCAUCUUUCGGGGCGGACCAGUUCGACCAGCAUAACCCCGUGGAGCGCAAGCAGCUCUUUAGCUACUUCAACUGGUACUACUUCUUCGUGGUGGCGGCCAUGGUCACCAGCACCACCCUGCUCGUCUACAUCCAAAACACGUUUGGCUGGGUGUGGGGGUUUGGCAUCCCCGCGGUGGGGAUGGUGGUGGCGGUGGCGCUCUUCUGGGCCGGCUCCCCGCUCUACAGGAAGAUCUCUCCCGCCGGCAGCCCCUUCACCCACCUCGCGCAGGUCGUCGUCGCUGUCUGUCGCAAGUGGCGCGUUGAUAUUCCCAACGAUCCCAGGGAGCUCUUCAACAAUGAGGUGCCCAAAACUGGCGCUGGCGGUAUCACUCUUCGUCACACAAUGCAAUACCGGUUUCUGGACCGAGCAGCCACAAUCGUCGACGGAGAGCACCACGGCUCCGAAAAGAUCGAUCCGUGGAGGCUAUGCCCGGUGAGCCAUGUAGAGGAGCUCAAAUCGCUGCUGCGAAUGACGCCCGUGUGGGCGACGGGCAUCCCGAUCUUCGUGGCAUGGUCGCAGCAGAGCACGUUUUGGAUCGGGCAGGGCUACGUCAUGGAUCUCCGCAUGGGAUCCUCCCCGCACGCUUUCAAGAUGCAGCCCGCGACGCUCCCGGUCUUCUCCCUCCUCACCAUGAUGAUCUUCCUCCCCUUCUACGACAAGCUCGUUGUCCCGCUGGCCGCCAAGGUCACGAGGAACCCGCGCGGCAUCACCUUCCUCCAGAGGAUCGGCGUGGGGAUCACCUUCGCCGCCUCGGCGAUGCUGGUGGCGGGCGCGGUGGAGGUGAAGCGGCGGCGCCUCGGAUUCGCCCACCCCCUCUCGUGCUUCUGGCUGAUCCCCCAGUUCUGCCUGCUGGGCCUCUCCGAGGCCUUCGUCACCAUCGGCUACCUCGAGUUCUUCUACGAUCAAUCGCCGCCCAGCAUGAGGAGCAUGGCGGCGGCGGUGGUGUGGGCGAUCAUCGGCACUGGCAACUACGUCAGCACCGCCAUCGUGGCGCUCAUCAAGCGGUCAACGAGGACUCCGACCAACGACCAGGGCUGGCUCUCGUUGACCGGGAACCUCGAGUACUUCUACUGGGUGCUGGCGGGCUGCCUGGCCGUCGAUUUCGUGGCUCACCUUCUUGUCUCUACGUUCUACACGUACACAAAGCCGGACUACGCCGAUGACGACGAUCAAGUUCCCAUUGCGAUGAUUUAG